Messenger RNA from Zasmidium cellare ATCC 36951, 1194 nucleotides. RefSeq lists its product as uncharacterized. The coding region runs from base 1 to 1194 and encodes 397 amino acids. The transcript is spliced from 2 exons. Gene Ontology annotation, molecular function: zinc ion binding; 5-methyltetrahydropteroyltriglutamate-homocysteine S-methyltransferase activity. Lineage: Eukaryota; Fungi; Ascomycota; Dothideomycetes; Mycosphaerellales; Mycosphaerellaceae. The record is from RefSeq and is a predicted model, not a curated record.
AUGCCCGCCACCAAACUUCCCUUCCAUGCCGACCACAUUGGCUCCCUGAUCCGACCAGCGUCCGUUUCAGAAGCGCAGGAGAAAGCCGACGCGAGACAAAUAACGCAGGAACAGCUGAGAGAGGUGCAGCAGAAGGAGAUUGCGGAUAUUGUGAAGAAGCAGCAGGAUCAUGGGGUUCGUGCACUCUGCUCGGGAGAGUUCGACAGGAAGUACUACUUCUCGGGGUUCUUUGAGAAGCUGGAUGGCUUCAAGGAAGUGAGUCCCGUGCCCUGGGAUCUGGCUCGUCUUUCUGCGGCGCCGAUCAAGGCUCUCAAGAAUGCCGGCAAGCAGUAUCCCAUGGCCGCGAUCUGUGAUGGCAAGAUCAAGUACUCCAAGAGCCCUUACCUUGACAACUGGAAGUUGUUGCGGUCGUGUGUGCCCAAGGAGCAAUGGGGAGAGUGCAAGUUUACCAUGCCGCCUCCUUGCUAUUUCCAUUUGAGACUCGGCCGCGGCAAAUGCUAUAGCAAAGAUGCGUACGCGAACGAUGUCGACUUCUUUGCGGAUUUGGCUGCUGCGUACAGGCAGGAGUUCAAGACUCUUUACAACGAGGGUCUUAGGAAUAUCCAAAUUGACGAUCCAACUUUGGCAUACUUCUGCUCCGAAGAUAUGCUGAAAGGUCUCCGUGAGGACGGCGAGGAUACGGACAAGAUGUUCGAUCUGUACUUGAAGGCGCACAAUGACUGCAUCGCCGAUCGUCCAGACGAUCUCCAUGUGGGCUUGCACAUCUGUAGAGGCAACUUUUCCAAGUCAAUGCACUUCAGCGAAGGAUCGUAUGAGGCGAUUGCGGAGCGAUUCUUCAAGACUCUGAAUUACGACACCUUCUACCUCGAGUAUGACAACCCACGAUCCGGAGGUUUUGAGCCGUUGAGAUUCCUCCCCAAGCACAAGAACGUCGUCUUGGGGGUCAUCACCACCAAAGAUCCUCAGCUCGAGGACAAGGAGCUACUCAAGACUCGCGUGCGUGAAGCGGCGCAGAUCAUCGCCAAGGGCCAAGGUCGGAGUGUUGAGGAGGCGAUGGAGAACAUCGGCAUCUCGCCACAGUGUGGUUUCGCGAGUGUGGCUGUUGGUGCGGAAGGCAUGACGGAGGAGAAGAUGUUUGCGAAGCUCAAGCUGGUGCAAGAAAUUGCCCGUGAGCUUUGGCCAGAUCGACCUUGA